AAAAAACUUUUGCCUCUUCUCCGUAGAAAGGCUUCAAUGGACCCUUGAGCCGUUUGAAGAGAAGCGAGGCUAUUCUGUUUCACGGCAAUCGUCCUCCCUCUUUCUCCGGCGUAUCUUCUCGUUGACUUGUCAACGCCAACAUCUUCAUUUCCGGUAUUUAUUACAAAAUCAGCCAACUUAUGGACAAGGAUCACAAAAGAGUGCAUUAUCUAACUGAUAGCCAUGAACAAGAAUGCCAUAAGGAAAAGGAAUGUUAUUUUGAGAGUCCAGGUGUUGAGAUUCUUGAAACUUCAAACCGAAAGUCAACCCGUUUACAAAUGAAGAACAAAUUAUCAUCAUGCUCACAAGCUAUAUUCAAAUCUCACAAGAACACUUCCAAAUAUACAAUGAAAUCUUCAAAAACAAUCCUAGAUGGAAACACUCCCAUUUCUGAUAUCAAGAUUAAUCAAAAAAAUGGUGUAUUUUUAACAGAUACUGCCUCCAUGAAAUCUUCUAAAGUAGUUCCAUCUUUUAAAUAUCAUAUAGGGGCAAAAGAUGGGAUUCAGCUUAUUGUUGAUUUGAAUUUAAAGCGAUCUGAUUGGUUAAGAAGUAUGGAAAAAACAGUUUGUGUAUGCCAAAAUCAUUUAAAGCCCAAAUUUGAAAGCUUUAGGCAGGAGGUUGAAUGUUUAGGAGGCAAAAGUAGUUCACUGGACAAAAAUACCCUUUCGGAUGCUAGCUUCAACUCUUAUCCCCAAAAUAAGUUUUCAAUUAAAUCCAUGAGUAAUGAAAUUGGAAAAACUCUUCCUUCAAAACAUCAUUGGUCAAAGUUUGACCAAAGCUCAGAAUAUUUGGAAAAUGUGACAUUUUCUUCUGAGAAACAUUCAUCAUGUUCUAGAAGGGGAAAUCUAUAUUUGGAAAAUGAGGAAAGGAUCAAUUCUACACAAGGAAUUGAAGUGUUAGGAGAGGAAAAUGUGUCUAAAAGAAAGAAAGUUUAUCACAAAAGUGGUCAAAUCCAUGGCGAUCAUUUCGUCUUCAUUCCAAGUGAUAAAUCAGUACUCCAGGCUGCAUUUAUAAGUAAUAGCUUGCACAGAUAUAUAUACUUAUGCUCCAGACCACUUGUGGAUUAUUGUAGGCUGUUACAUGAUUGAUUUGAAGGUGCUCAAGUUUUCUGAUUUACACAUUUACCCUUACACACAAAUAAUGAAAAUUUAUCACUUUGUUGGAGGUUUGGUUUGAUGUAGCAUUUGUACUUUUUUUCAAAAUUUAUGCUUGGUUGCUAGGCGGACGAUUAUAACAAUUAUAAACAUAAACACGAUGAUAUUCACAUUUGCUUUAUUUUUUUUUACAUGUAACGCAAUUCGGAC
Molecule: messenger RNA, 1343 nt
Organism: Lactuca virosa
Lineage: Eukaryota; Viridiplantae; Streptophyta; Magnoliopsida; Asterales; Asteraceae
Source: the annotation of a GenBank genome assembly